This is a messenger RNA of Alligator mississippiensis (American alligator), 3834 nucleotides long. It is a transcript of the gene FHIP1B, whose product is annotated as FHF complex subunit HOOK interacting protein 1B. The coding region runs from base 136 to 3153 and encodes 1005 amino acids. Gene Ontology annotation, cellular component: FHF complex. Gene Ontology annotation, biological process: endosome to lysosome transport; early endosome to late endosome transport; lysosome organization. The transcript is spliced from 12 exons. The record is from RefSeq and is a predicted model, not a curated record. Lineage: Eukaryota; Metazoa; Chordata; Crocodylia; Alligatoridae.
CGGCGGCGGCGGCGGGCGGCCGGAGCCGUGGCACUAGCAUGGGCAUGGCCCCGCCGCGCGCCCGCCUGCCCCGGCCCGUGCAGCUGCGCCCGGCCGGCGCCGGCUGACCCGCUCGCCCCUCGCGCGGCCGCCCCCAUGGACAGGAUGAGCUGGCUCAGCAAGCUGAACCCGCGUGCCACCGCGGGGCACCGGCCCAGCCGCGGGCCCGGCCUGCAGAGCCCCGUCGCCGCCGACCCCGAGACCUGCCUCAUGGUCUUCAAGAACCACUGGGCCCAGGUGCUGCGGAUCCUGGAGCCGCGCGGCGCGGGGCCGGGCAGCGCGGACGACCAGAGCGCGGUGCGCAACCACACGCACCAGCUGCUGCAGCUGCUGGCGGAGGAGCGGGCGCGGGCGGGCGGCGCGCCGGGCCCCAUCCUGGACUUCGUGCUGGCCGAGGACCUGCUGGAGCGGCUGCUGCGGUGGCACGUGGCCGGCGACUUCGGCGAGGAGCGCCGGGCCGAGCAGCUCAAGCUGUACGAGGUGCUGCUGGGCCAGGCCCGGCAGCCGCUGCUGCGCCACGCGCCCGUGCUGCGCCCGCUGCUGCGCCUGCUGGGCCUGUGCGCCGCCGCGCCUGCCGCGCCUGCCCUGCAGGCCAGCCUGGUGCUGCUGCUCAGCCAGCUCUGCGUCUGCGUGGCCCGCGAGCCUGGCCUGCUCGAGCGCUUCUUCUACCGCCCGCCUGGCCCCGGCCCCGGCUCCGGCGCCGACUCCAGCUCCGGCCCCGCCGACCUGCUGCUCUUCUCCCUGCUCGUGCCCUUUGUGCAUCACGAGGGCGUCACCGGGCAGCAGGCCCGCGACGCGCUGCUGCUCAUCAUGGCCAUGUCGGCCGGCAACUGCACCGUGGCCUCCUACAUCACCGAUCACUCCUACUUCUGCCCGGUGCUGGCCACGGGGCUGAGUGCCCUGUACUCCUCGCUGCCCCGCAAGAUCGAGGUGCGCGGGGACGACUGGCACUUCCUGCGGCGUGAGGACUGGGCCGGCGUCGCCUCCCUCGCGCUCUUCAUGAACUCUCUCGAGUUCUGCAGCGCCGUCAUCCAGGUCGCCCACCCUCUGGUGCAGCAGCAGCUGGUCGACUACGUCCACAAUGGGUUCCUGGUGCCUGUCAUGGGGCCGGCCCUGCACAAGACGUCAGUGGAGGAGAUGAUCGCCAGCACGGCCUACCUGGAGCUGUUUGUGCGCAGCGUGGCCGAGCCUGCCCUGCUCCGCGCCUUCCUGCGCUUCAUCCUGCUGCAUCGGCACGACGGCGCCACCAUCCUCGACACCCUCGUCGCCCGCCUCGGCACCAACUCCCGGCUCUGCAUGGUGUCGCUGAGCCUCUUCCGGACACUGCUGAGUCUCAACUGCGAGGAUGUCAUGUUGCAGCUUGUGCUCAGGUACCUGAUCCCCUGCAGCCACGUGAUGCUGAGCCAGCGGCGGGCGGUCAAGGACCUCGACCUCUACGGCCGCUCGGCCGCCAAGUUCCUGUCGCUGAUCCCGCGCUGCUGCCACCCUGAGAGCCUGCCCCCGCCUGACCGCGACGAGGAGCAUGCCACCUGGGCCAAAGGCCACGGCAGCCCCAGCGUGGACACGUCGUCUGUAGUGACCGUCCCCAAGCCCGCAACGCCCUCCCGCCUCUCCUUCUUCAUGCGGCAGCAGAGUGCCAGUGGAGCGGAGGGGUUGGGUGCAGUGCCACGCUCGCCUGGCUUGGCCUCUCCCGCCAGCAGCCCUGGCCAUCGCCCACCCCGCUGGGAGGAGGUGGCCGAGCUGGAUGGCAACUACCUGGAAUACCUGCGUGACGCGCGGCUCAGCGUUGACCGCUGCGCUUGGGCCUGCCGCGUCUGGUCCGCCCCCUAUGACGGUGAGCGGCCUGGCCCCGACAGCCUGGCGCCGACGCCCGCCCCCGCCCUGCCCAUCAGCCCCGACCACUUUGGCCACGGCCCUCCCACCCCCCGGACUAAAAAGAGGGGCCUGCCCGAAGAGGCAGGGGGCUCAUCUGCUGGCCCUGGGGACAGCCGGCCUCUACCCGCCCCUGAUGCCCAGGACCCUGGUGCCCUGGUGAACGGGGCACCUGAGUCGGGACGGCCCGGAGGAGGUGCGGAGGGUGCCGUGACGGUGAAGAAGGUGCGCCGGUGCCCUCAGGCUGAGCGGGAGGCCCUCCCUACCGAGAAUGGGGCACCUCAGCCCCCAGCCCCGGGCUGGGAGGGCCCGUCUGUGGACUCGCUGCUGGAUGAGCUGCUGGCCCGGGCGCCAGCUGAGCCCAACGGCGCCGGUUUGAGCAUCGAGAGCUUCUCCGAGGAGCUGCAGGAGCUGGAGGCUGCCAUGAGGAACGGUGGUGGGGGGCCGCCUCGGGCCCAGCUCCCUCCUCCCCAUGCAGAGGAGGACGAGGCUGAAGACGAGGACGAGGCCUUUGCCGCCCCGCCGCGGCCUGCCGACCCUCUGGCCCAGGUGCUUGCCAGUCCCCCGCGGGCCCUGGGACCCCCGCCCAGCCAGCCCUUCACAGGCCCCUUUGUGGCGGUGCUAUUCAGCAAGCUGGAGAACAUGCUGCACAACUCCCUGUACGUCAACGUGCUGCUGACGGGGCUGGUGGCCCAGCUGGCCUGCUACCCCCAGCCCCUGCUGCGCUCCUUCCUGCUCAAUGCCAACAUGGUCUUCCAGCCCAGCGUCAAGUCCCUGCUGCAGGUGCUGGGCUCGGUGAAGAACAAGAUCGAGAGCUUUGCAGCCAGCCAGGACGACUUCCCCGCGCUGCUGCUCAAGGCCAAGAAGUACCUGAUCGCCCGUGGCAAGCUGGAUUGGGGGGACACCCCGAAUGCUGCCCCUGCCCUGCGCCGCUCCGACACUCUUGUGAAGAGCCGGAAGCCGUCGCUGGGGGAGCUGCUGCUGCGACACACGCAGAGCCCGACGCGGGCGCGAGCAGCGGCACAGCUGGCGCUGCAGCAGGUGCGGGAGGGCCCGGUGCUGCAGGCGCUGGCGGGCGCCGGGCUGUUCCGCGGCGCAGCCGAGAAGCAGGGCGAGGCGCUGCGGGUCAAGAACGCCGUCUACUGCGCCGUCGUCUUCACUGAGUUCCUCAAGGAGCUGGCGGCUAUCGCACAGGCCCACGCCGUCACCUCGCCCUUCCUGCUGGAGCCGCCCGAGGAGUGACUGGCCGUGGCCGUGGCGGCCCGGGGGCUGGGGGGGGCUGCGCGGUCGGCCCUCCCUUUCUCCUCCCCGGCAGCGCCUCUUUUUAACUUGCCGCCAGGACACCACGGACCUUUUUAAUUUAUUGGGAUGAAUGUUCGCGGAGGGUGCGGUGCAAUACGGCCGCGGCCCCCUCCUGCCCCUCCCAGGCCUGAUGCUGGCCGGAGCCCACGAGUGCCUGCCCCCCCCACCGGCCAGGCCGAGCGGAGCCCAGCCAUGGGCACGGUGCACUCCCCACCCGGCCGGAGCCGGGGACCACGGGGGGGGGGGUGGCAGGGGAGCAGGGCCAGGCCAUGAGCGGGCUCAGGACUCCUGGGUCCUCUCCCUGCCCUGCAGCCGUGCCCCUGCCUCGGUUUCCCCAUCGGUGGGGACCACGGCCCCUCCACCCGGGGCGUGAGUGAGAAGCCGGCAUUGUAUCCCCCCAGCUCUGGGGGGGGCCAGGUGCAGGGACCUGGUCGGGCCCUGGGGGCUGUCAGGGGGGCCCAGCUGCAGGCCAGGGACGGGCUGGGCUCUGCCCUGUCCCAGGGGCACCUGCCCCAUCACCUCUAGGCAAUCAGCAGCUGCCCCCGGGUCCUGCAUGGGGGUGGUGCGGGGGGGGGGCCGUCUGUACCCUGCACUGGGGAAUAAAGGACCUGCUUGGAGGCA